AUGGCGCCUCCUCUAACAAUUCCAGCAGGUUCUCCACGCUUCGACUUUGGCCCCCACAGUCUGGAUGAACGGACGCGCAAGGCCUUGGAGGCCUUUGAGAACGCGGUCCGGCCUGCUGGUUUAGCGGCAGGUGGCAGCGAUGGCGAGAAGGUCAGAGCCAGAAGCACAAAGUUGCUGGACAAAGAGUGCCGGGCUUUGGUGAAUGCUGGGGAGCAGCUGGUGGCGGCCGUGGCCAAGCUCGGGGACUGUCCCAUGCUGGUGAUGCUCCUGCAGAAGCUUCCGCGUUUACUGGCCCGGCAGGCCGUGAUGAUUGCCCUGGCGGAUGUGAUGCCGGAGCUGAUCGACCGGGAGUGUCUCAAGACGCAGGCACUUCGGCGAAGAAGUGGUCGACAAAAACUGAUGGGUCUCCGGGUAUGA
Cladocopium goreaui is the source of this 417-nucleotide messenger RNA. The record is from the annotation of a GenBank genome assembly. NCBI's taxonomy places the organism in Eukaryota, Dinophyceae, Suessiales, Symbiodiniaceae.